UGGCCCAAAGGUGGCCCCCCUUCGCGCGGGAGCCCCGCUCGCCGCGCCCGCCGGCGCUCGCAGAUGCUCCCCGCCAGGGGCUACGCUCAAGUCGCUGCGGGAUGGGACUACACGGUCUUGCUCCGGAGCGAUGGCACCGCCGUGGCCCGCGGCCGCAAUUCGAGCAACCAGUGCGACAUCCCUGCGCUGGACGGAGGGCUGGCGUACACCCAGGUCGCCGCCGGGGGGGACCACACCGUCGUGCUCCGGAGCGACGGCGCGGCCGUUGCUCGUGGCCGCAACGCUCAGGGCCAGUGCGACAUCCCGGCGCUGAAAGGAGAGCUGGUGUACGCCCAGGUCGCUGCGGGGGGGGACCACACGGUCUUGCUCCGGGGUGACGGCACGGCCGUGGCUUGUGGGCGUAGUGCUCACGGCCAGUGCAAGAUCCCGGCGUUGGAUCGCGGAAUGGUGUACACGCAAGUCGCCGCGGGAGGGGACCAUACGGUGUUGCUCCAGAGCGAUGGCAGGGCCGUUGCCUUUGGACGCAAUGCUCACGGCCAGUGCGACAUCCCAGCGGUGAAAGAAGGGCUGGUGUACACGCAAGUCACCGCGGGCGGGGACCACACUGUCUUGCUCCGAAGCGAUGGUGCGGUUGUGGCUUGUGGGCGCAAUGCCCACGGCCAGUGCAAAAUCCCAGCGCUGGGCGAAGGGCUUGCGUACACGCAGAUCGCCGCAGGAGGGGACCACUCCGUCUUGCUCCGGAGCGAUGGUACAGCCCUGGCUUUAGGCUGCAAUGAUUACCGCCAGUGCGACCUCCUAGCUUGGGAUGCAGGGCUUGGCUACACCCAGGUCGCCGCGGGAUGGGACUACACGAUCUUGCUCAGAAGUGAUGGCGUGGCCGUGUCCUGCGGCCGCACUUCCAGCGGCCAGUGCGACAUCCCAGCACUGGAUGGAGGGCUGGCGUACCUCCAGGUUGACGCGGGAGGGGACCACACGGUCUUGCUCCGGAGCGAUGGCUCCGCCGUGGCUUGCGGACGUAAUGCCCACGGCCAGUGCGACGUCCCGUCGUUGGACAGAGCGCUGAAGUACACCCAGGUCGCUGCGGGGGGGGACCACACGGUGCUGCUCCGAGGCGAUGGCGCGGCCGUAGCCUGCGGGCGCAGUGCUCACGGCCAGUGCGUCCUACCGGCGCUGGACGGAGGGCUGACGUACACGCACGUCGCCGCUGGAGGGGACCAUACGGUCGUGCUCCGGAGCGACGGAGUGGCCGUGGGCCGCGGGCGCAAUGCUCAUGGCCAGUGCGACGCGCCUGCGCUGGACGGAGGAUUGGUGUACACUCAAGUCGCCGCGGGAGGGGACCACACGAUCUUCCUCCGGAGCGAUGGCGCGGCCUUGGCCCGUGGUCGCACUACCCACGGCCGGUGCAACAUCCCGGCGUUGGAUCGCGGAAGGGUGUACACGCAAGUCGCGGCGGGAGGAGACCACACGGUCUUGCUCCGGAGCGAUGGCAAGGCCGCGGCGUGCGGGAGCAAUGCUCAUGGCCAGUGUGACAUCCCAGCGCUGGAUAGACGGUUGGCGUACACGCAAGUCACUGCCGGCGGGGACCACACGGUUUUGCUCCGAAGCGAUGGUGCAGCUGUGGCCUGUGGGCGCAAUGCCCACGGCCAGUGCAAAAUCCCGGCGCUGGGCGAAGGGCUGGCGUACACGCAGGCCGCCGCGGGAGGCGACCAUACCCUCUUGAUCCGGAGCGAUGGUGCGGCCCUCGCCUUCGGGUGCAACGACUACCGCCAGUGCGACCUGCCAGAGCUGGACGACGAGCCGAUGGCACGACCGAUGUUGCAAGCAUCGUUGCCCCGUUCCUGCCAGGCCGAGUGCCGGCGGGGCCCCGCUCCCGCCGCUCCGGCUGCGGGCGUGCGCGAGGAGCCGCCGUCGCCGAUGGCCGGGCGCCGCGCCAGCAGAUCGGGGCGCGCGGCGCGGGAGGACGUCGGGCUGCCG
Molecule: messenger RNA, 1974 nt
Organism: Prorocentrum cordatum
Lineage: Eukaryota; Dinophyceae; Prorocentrales; Prorocentraceae
Source: the annotation of a GenBank genome assembly